Messenger RNA from Emiliania huxleyi CCMP1516, 651 nucleotides. RefSeq lists its product as hypothetical. The record is from RefSeq and is a predicted model, not a curated record. Bases 1 to 651 code for a protein of 216 amino acids. The transcript is spliced from 4 exons. NCBI's taxonomy places the organism in Eukaryota, Haptophyta, Isochrysidales, Noelaerhabdaceae.
AUGCUUGCCGCAGCCUUCGCGACCUCCGCGGCCUCGGGCGUCGCCUCUCAGUGGCCCGUGUCGCGCCGCGGCGUGCUUUUCGCCGCUGUCGCCGCGCCUCUCGCGCCGCUGCGCAGCUCUGCCGCCGUCGACUGCCUUCAGGACUGCCAGUCGAACUGCUUCCGCGUGGCGCCGAAGAGCGGCCGCUACUGUCUCGACUCGUGCGCCGAAUACUGCGACCAGCCCGACCGGAGAGACGGUCUCUCUGGAAGCAUCUCGAACGACGCCGCCGAGGCGCCGCUGCCCUCCGAUGCCUCGCCCCAUCUUCCGCCCUCCCCGCGUCACAUCGUGCCCUUUCAAAAGAACCAAAAAGAGGGGUGCACGACGCCUCUACGCUGGGGCGCCGGCGCAUCGCCUCCCGCACUGCCGGAUGCGCUCAACCUGGCCCCAACCCUGCGCCGCGCGAUUGUCGGUGGCGGCACGCCCAACGGCGGGCCGGCGUCGGUCGAGGCGUUUGGCCCGGCGCGAGAGAAGUGCAGUCUGCAGAGGCACCUCACAUGCGUCAUGCGUCACCGCCUCCGGCACACGGCACAUGCGACAUGGGAUCAAGUGUACAUGGGACAUCAAGCGCCGACCGAGAAGGAACUGGCGACAGAUUUGCGGAGGCAGUAG